Molecule: messenger RNA, 7164 nt
Organism: Paramecium tetraurelia
Lineage: Eukaryota; Ciliophora; Oligohymenophorea; Peniculida; Parameciidae
Exons: 3
Source: RefSeq, a predicted model, not a curated record
AUGAAAGUGUGUUAACAGGUGUAUGAUUUAACUUAAUUGGCAUGCACUGAUACAAUUACUAAACACUCUUGUUUGAGCAUUUAGAAUAUCAAUUAACUUUGUUAUUGGGAUUCAAAGUCUUAUACCUGUAAUGAAAUAAAAGAGUAAACAUAUUAGGAAGAUUUUGAGGAUGUUCUUUAUAGUGCAUCUGUGUGUGGAAGGAUUAAAAAUUACUUAAUAAUUCACAGUUCUUUGAUUUGGCCACUUAUUUCUUACACUCCAGAUUUUGCAUCUGAAGCUUAAGACAUUUACAGAUAGGAUUUAGGUUUGGAGAAACAGAGCUCAAACAAAGAAUAUGAUGGGGGUUUAUUGGCCAACAAUAAACUGUAUAAUAAAUGUAACGAUGGCAACUAAGCCACCUAUUUUUAGUGGUAUCAUUUUAAUGAUGCAUAGUCAUAUGCUCUAAACAAUUUAAAAAUAAGCGAUAGAACGAGGGAGGGAUGCAUUGCGUUGUAGAUUGCAGAUGAUAGUGAUUAUUUGUAGAUAUUUUCAACAAAGAUCGAGACAAUCGGAAUCAAUCAUAUUUAUUGUAGAUAUCAAGGAGGGAUUUUUACUAAUUAUAAAUGCUUGUAUUUAAACAGCGAAUUAGAUUUGAAAGACAAAAAUUUCUUGUUAGCCAAUAAGAUAUAUUGUGAUCAACUGAAUUUGAACUAAUGUCAAUAUGUAGAAGCAGAGUGCUAUCCGAUUAUGUUGGAUGGAAAUAACGAACAAGAAGUAACAUGCACAUUUUCAGAGCUGAAACUACAAGAGGCUUAGGGUUGCUUAUCUCAAACAUAGUAAUAUAAGACUUAUAGGGAUUGUGCUACAGUGACUGAUGCAAAUUAAGGAAGUUAUUUGGAUAUAUCCUAAGUUCCCUCCGUUUGUAGUUCAAGCUGUGUAAGUAAAGAGUAGGACAAUUGUGAUGCCAAUCUUUGUAAGUGGAUAGAUGAACAGCCUGAUUUUUAUGGUUGCAUUCCUAAGUUUGGAUGCAACCAGCCAGGAGUGAAUCGUCAUUAUUGCAUCUAUAUGGCUUAGCCUUGCUAAUGGGAUGUGGAUUUAAACUAGUGCAAAUUAAUCUAUGAUUACGAGUUAAAUAUAAUAGAAUGCAAUGAUGCCAUGUCUAAGUUUUUAUGUGGAAGUAUUAGGACAAUGGGUUAAGAGUGUAUAUGGAUUGACGAGGACGAAAAAUGCUUAAAUGUUAUGAGUGUUCCUGCCCUGAAGGUGUUUACAGCUUUCCCUUCUAAAUAUAUUGUAAAUCGAAAUCUUUGCAUGAAUUACAACGGAAAGCAUCGAUAUCAGAAUUUUAAAUGUCCAAUUUACACAACAAGUGGUAGUUGUGCCACAGAAGAUCCUAGUGAAUUUACUAAGCAAAUGUGUUUAACUACAACAAAUUGUCAUUGGGACACAUUAUAUUAACGAUGUUCAUAGUAUCAAGUCAAAUCAAGCUGUGAGUAAAUGGUGAGUGUUUCAGCUGAUGCAUGCAGUUUAUUUUCAGAUUGCUUAUAUGAUUAAGCAAGCGAGAGUUGUAAGGCUUAGUAGACUAAUUAAAAUUGUAAUACCCCAGGUUUAGCAAAGGCUAAAUGUUUAGCAUUAGAUGAUUAUCCAUGUUAAUGGAUAGGAGGAAAAUGCAAUUAAGUUACUUAAUUUAGAGAAUUAUGUACUUCAUAUAGAAAUGUCAGUAAGUUGGUUUGUACUUCUUUGGAAACUCAGUUAUGUUAAUAUUCAAAUGGAAACUGUUUUUUAGUUGAUGUAUAGCCAACCAAUUGCUCAGACACUUAUAAUCGUUAUGCCUGCCAAUAUAGCACAGAUAAAUGCUACUUUUUUAAUAACAAAUGUCAAAGCUUUACAACUUAAUAACUCACAUGUACAGGAUAUUAUCUGACUCAGAAGGCUUGUCAAGCAAUUACAACUCCAGGGUAGGAAUGCAUUUGGCAAUCAGAUCAGUGCAUUUCAAUUAAUAAAAGCGUUAAUUGUUUGAGUACAUCCACUUUUGUUUUGAAUAAAUUGGCGUGUAUUGGGAUUUCAGCAGAGAGGUCUGCUUAUUUGGAUGAUCAGUUUUAUUGCGAAUACAAUGAUACCACGAAUGAAUGUAAAUCUAAUGUAACAGAUAUUGUUAAUGAUUGCGGAACUAGUUUGAAUCUCAAUAGACAAAGAUGCAGUGCUUUUACAACUGGAAGGUUUUGUCUUUUCUAGGAUUACAAAUGCAAUGAGAUAAAUUUGAAUCACAAAUAUUGGGAUGAUAAAUUAGACACUAUUAAUUGCGAGUAGGCCAAUAAAUCCCUAUGUAGAUUUGUUCGAGGACGAAUAUGCUAAUGGGUUAAGCAAACAUGGGCUGGCUAUACUGAUUAAAGAUGUGCCGAAGUUAAAAUCUUUAAUAUAAGCUGUCUCGAUACUCUUUCUUAUGUGGAAAAACCAUAUUUUAAAUCCAAAUCCUAUAAUCCUCAAUCAUGCUCAGCACUCAUGCGUUAUAGCGUGAUUGAAAGAUGUAAGCCUUCAACUGCCCCAGCUGAACUAUACACUAAAUGCGUAGUUGAUGAUGACAGCCCAAAAAACUACUACUCUUGUGAAUAACUUGGAAUCAGUCCCUCAAUUUGCGUGACUACCACUUAUGGCAAAUGUGCUUAUAUCAAUAAUGUUUGUGUUCAGGCCCCUGAAUAUUCGUCUACUUGUUCCACUCUCAAUAAAUUAGGCUGCCUUAAUUCCAGAUCUUAUUGCUCCUUGUUAUCUGGAUACACAUUGAAUUUCGAUAUGGGAAGUAUCACGUCGGAUGAAUAUGUUACCCAAGUGUGUGAUCUACAACAAUCCAAUUAAUCGUGUGAUUAGUUCAAAUAUGACAUGUAAUCAUGGACACUCUGUAGUGGAAUAUAGAAAUGUUAUGGUAGAUAUUAGUCUUGCAUUUUGCUAUUAAAUGCAGAGACUCCAAUCACUAAAUGCGAUUCUCCAGGUGUUAGUUAAUAUGUGUGUUUGCAUUCUGAUAUGAUAUGCUAAUUCAGGAAUAGUCGUUGUUAGAGUAUAUCAACAAAUAGAUGUGAAUUCGAAACCACUCUGGAGGAUUGUGUUCAGAAUUUGUAUUACAAUUGCGUGUAUUCAAAUAAAUAGUGUUACACUCAAAAUUUAAUAACCAAAUGUGACAAGUAUAGCUACACUAAUAAGAAAUUCUGUAGACAAUAUCCAAAUUGCAGAUACGACUCAUCAACUUUCAAAUGUAUUGACCUAGCAAUGUUGAUGGAUGUUUAAAAUAAUUUAGUAACCUAUGCUGUUAAUUGUUCAACUUAUAAAAAUCAAUUUGAUUGUUUGAAUUAAUGGUAAGUUCAAUGUUAAUAUUCGAGCAGCCUUUGUUCUGCUCCCUCCACUACACCUUCAUCUUGUCCUCAUUUACAAUAAUAUAGUAAAAUAUUGUGUUAAAGAUUUGAAAAUUGUGAUUUCAAAUUUGGGUAUUAUUGCUUCGACAAGACCUAAACCUUAGAUUGCACAAAAUUGUCAGAGACUCUCUGCGUCUAAGAUAUAGAUUAAAGUCUUUAAUGUUAUUGGGAUGGAACCACAUGCCAGAUAAUCAAUACCUAAAUAUGCAGUGAUAUCUAAAAUAAAAAAAUAAAUUACUUUGGUUGUUAAAAAGUGAGUUCUAAUGAUGGUUCUAAAUGUUUUUAUUCAGAAGAAUAAAUGUUUUGUAAAUUGGUAACUGAAGUGAAUUAAUGUUCUGAUUUCACUACAAAUAUUGGAUGUGCAUUAAGAGCAUAAACACCAUGUAUUGUAGCCAGUCCAAGCACAGAUAGUUCAAGUUGCUCGACUGCUGCAUUAACAUUCAAUUCAAAAUUGAAUCAAUUUGGAUGUACUCAAUUAGUAGGGAACGUUUAUAGAUAUGACAUGUAUGAAUAUGAAUGUAAAUUAUUAAUUGCCACAGAAAUGAGUGGAUGUGAAAAUUUGAAUUUUAAUGCUUGUAUCAAGAGUACAAGUAUUUAUUUGACUUUGAUGUGUGCAUGGAUAAACCAAAGAUGUUAGUAAAUCAAUGAUUUUACAAAUGUAAAUGAUUGCACAAAAUUAAAUAAAUACGCUUGUAUGAAAGUUGAAAAGAAUGACUUAAUAUGCAAAUGGGAUGACACAAACUUUUGUCUUGCUUCUACUGAGAGUUCCACUUGUGCAUCAAUUUCUCCUACAACACCAAUAACAAGCGAUGACUUUCCACCAACACCGUAUGUUAAAGCAUCAGCUCCUUACAACUCUCUUAGUUUGUGCAGCAAGGGAGAAAGUACGAAGGCAUGUAUGGCAAAAGUAGGACAAUAAGGUUGCGUUGAAUUCAAUUACACAGUGGAGAUUUGUUCAGGAUUAGGUUUGAAUAAGAAAGCCUGUAUAGAAUAGACAACAGGAUAUUGUAUUUGGUUGAAUAAUCAAUGUCAAAAUGCAUAAUUGGAUAAUUAGAGUUGCACAGCUUAAGUGAAUAAGAAAACAUGUUUAGCUAUGAAUGAUGAAAUGUGUCAAUGGAAUGUCAGCACUAACACAUGUUCAAAUAUCACAUUGGUUGAAUGUUCAGAUGCAACAACUUAUCUUUAAUGUAUGAAUGUACCCAAUAAGGAAUGCUACUAUAUCAAUACAUGUCAAGAGUUGAACAUUCUCCCUUUGGUUUGUAAGAAGGGAUUCAAUAAAGUGGCAUGCAGGAAAGUUUAAAAUCAAGUUUGUUAGUUUUCAAAUAAUGAAUGUUCUCUUAUUGGAGAGUUCGAUUACUGGUAGGUCUGUCCAUUAUAUAAGACUUUAGCUACUUGUCCGACAUCAACCUGUCAAUGGUAAAAUUCACAAUGCAUUAUAAAAACUGAAUGUUUGCAUGCAUAGUAGUCAUUGACAACUCCUCUUGAUGAAAUUCCACAUAUGUUGGAUAUAUGUACAAGCAUUAAGUUAUCUGCUUGUAUUUAAAUUUACAAUAAGAUUGGUUGCAUGAAAAGUAGUCUAUAUUGUAAAUGGGAUGAUGUUACUGGAUGCUCUUCCUUUGUUACAUAUCUGAACACAAUUACUUGCGAUGAUUCCAUCAAAUAUAAUAAAAAGGUUUGUGAUAAAUAUGCUCCAAAGUUCUGCGAGUUCAAAGAUGAUUCCUGCUCACCCAAAAUUACUGAUUACUAUUUUACUAAUAUUCCCUCUUAAACCUUAGCAAGUACUGAAAUUAAUCAAGAUAUUGAAACUGAAUAGUGUGAUUUUUACACCACCAGAGAAUCUUGUCUUUUAUCUACCAAAUUUGCAUGUAAAUGGACUGGAUUUUGUGAAUCCUUAAGCAAUAAUGAAAUCAAUAUAACAUAUUCUGAACUCAAUUUGAAAGCAUGUAUCAAAUUCAAAUAACAAUGGAGAUAAAGACAAUGUAUAGAAACUAGCUUUUUAUUCAUGCCAAAUGAAGUCAUAGAUCGAAACAUCCAAGUUUGUGAAACUCCAUUUAUUUCUAAGUCUACUUGUUUGAAUAUCAGUGCUUAACCUUGUACAUUUAAUACCGCAUAUAAUAAAUGUGAAAAAACUACCUAACUAUCCAAUAAUUGCUCCUCCUAUGUGAACGUCAAUCAAAAGACGUGUUAAUUGCUGAAAAACUAUGAUUGCCGAUAUAAUGAACUGACAUUUACAUGUGUAAGUGUAAAUUAGAAUCAAUUACCUUCUAAUUUAGAUGGAGUGUCACUUAAAGCCUGCAUCUCCUUAUCUAUUCCAGUAUAUUGGAAUGAUGGAUGCAAAUAAGCAACCAAAUUUUAAUGUGAUUCUGUUUAUAAAAGUUCCCCUUCAGCUUGUACAUUAGCAUUAGGUCCUUGCAUUUAUGAUCCAUCUACAUCCUAAUGUGUGUCCACCUAUAAUAUAAAUUCAAUAUAGUGUGACACUCCAGGAAUCAGCCAAGAACUCUGCACUUCAAUCCUCAGAUAACCUUGUAUUUUUAAGUCAAAUCAAUGCUAAAUAAUCCCAAACACAUAUUCAUGUAGUCAAGCCAAACUUGUUAAUCAAAUGGCAUGUGCAUCUCUAAAUUAAUCCUGUGUCUACGAUUCCUUAAAUUAAUCCUGCAAGGCUGUUAUUUAAGCUUUGAAAUGCUCCUCCCCAGGAUUAUCUAAGAAUGCUUGUCUUCUAAACCCAUCCUGUGCUUUCAAUUAUGACUACACUUAAUGCUAAUGUUAAUACAUUUUAUCACCAUAAAUUUGUCACAAUCUUUCAAGUACUGAUUGCUCAGCAAAUUCCUCAUGUUUCUAUGAUACACUCCUUCAAAUAUGCAGACGUAAAUAUUGUGAAGAUCUAGCACCAAAAUAAUGUGUAGGAUCAUUGGAAGGCAAACAAUGUUACCUCAACAAUAGAAAUAAUUGUUAAUCUGCAGGGAAAUGUGAAGAUAUCAUCCAUAUUGAUAAUUCCUAUUGUGAAGAUAUUUUCUUUGAUGGAUUCCCUUGUUUAGGUUCCAAUAAGAGAUGUUUCAGCUAAAAUAACUUUUAGGAUUACUGUCCCAAUUCUGACUGUUCUAAUAAUAGUUGUAAAUAUAAUCAAUAAAAUGUCUGUCAAGCUUUGACUUGCUUUUAGCUUGAAGAUUGCUCAAAAUUAGGUAAUCAUUGUCUCCAACUAUCGGAUGGUUAGUGCAUUGAAAACAAUAGUUGUCAAAGCCUGGAAUCAGAUAUGUGCAAUGGUGCUACUGUUCGGACUUAAGCAUCAUGUUUGUUGCAGAAAUAUAAUCUCUAUUUAGAGGAUGUCAUGUGUACCUCGUAAGUAUGUGAAUUAUACGGUAUUUCUGACUUAUGCAAUGGAAAUGAAUAUAAUGGAUACACAUGUUUAUUGGUAGAUUAAAAAUGCAUCCCUUGCGAUUAGAUCCUUGAUGUUUGCACUUGCAUGGAAGCUACAGGAAUAUGCUUAUGGAAAAACAAUAAAUGCCAUUCUGUUUAAUGUAGUGAACUGUUAAAUGCAGCCUCGUGCAAUUCCUUAUAACGAUGUUCUUGGAGCAAUCUCAAUAAUGCAUGCAUGAUCCAUUGCAAUAAAGUCAUCAACUCAGAUGAUUGUGAUUCCAGAACUGGAGAAUGCUAUUUUGAUUAUGCAACCAAUUUCUGUUUUGCCGGAAUUUACAAGACACCCAAUCUAUCUAUUCAGAUAGACAUUUCAUCGAUCUAUGCAAUAUAUCUGACAUUGUCCAUCAUUACAUAUACCUUGAUUUUAUGA